This is a messenger RNA of Vollenhovia emeryi, 2908 nucleotides long. RefSeq lists its product as uncharacterized. NCBI's taxonomy places the organism in Eukaryota, Metazoa, Arthropoda, Insecta, Hymenoptera, Formicidae. The coding region runs from base 790 to 1104 and encodes 104 amino acids. The record is from RefSeq and is a predicted model, not a curated record. The transcript is spliced from 3 exons.
UUCGUUGCCGGUGCGCGGAUCCGAGCGAAGCGUUAGCUAUCGGAAUUAUCGAUGUCUGGCGAACGAGCGAGGAAUUAUCGACGCGUUACGCAACCGGGCAUUCCUGCCCAGGUGCAGGACACCACGACGCGUCUCCGUGGGUGAGAGCGCGGAGGAGGCCGGCGCGAUGCCCCUGCGGAGAGACAGGGCACACGUGUGUACACACGCCCGCGAUCGCUGGAAGGGGUUUAUCAGCAUUCGGCGUUGCUUAGCUGGCGACUGCUUCGCCUCGCCUCGCCUCGCCUCGCCUCACUCGCUGCGGUUUCGCUUAGUUCUCGUUUAACUAGCAUCGGUCGUGCCGCACCUGUCGCACGAAGAUCGCCGGACCGUCCACUCGCAAUCGGGAGAACUUGACGCACGGAGAAUCGGUCCGGGAAUCGCACCGUCGAUGAUCCCCCAUUCAUCUUCUCCUUUCUGUCGUUUCCUUUCCUCCCUCUUUUACUGGUAUCCCCAUCGCGAUUCCGCUCAUCAGCACUGUCGCGUUGAUUGGCGAUUGCUAGCGCUGGAUCCUCCCGCGGAUCUCGCAAGUUGCCCUCGAUCUUUCUCGCGCGUCGGAGGAGCCCGAUCCGAGAUCCACCUGCUCCGUGGAAUCCACAAUGUCGUCACUGCUCCGUAGAUACGCAAGGAGAUCGUGAUAACGCGCUGAUAUCUUGAUAUCUUGAGAAAACGCCGACGUCUCACGUAGACGACGUCGCGAGCGAGGUAUGACAAGACCGGCGUUCUCGAAUUCGGCUGGUUGAUUCAUUCACGAUGGGACUCGACGACUUGACGCUACAUUUUUACAUUGCAUGCGGUAUCACCGUCGGCGCGCUUAUCGUACUUUUCAUUUUGGUGAUCGUGCUAUUCGUGAAAGUAAAUCGAUUAGCCGAGGACGGGUCGAACCAACUAAACAGGCAGUCGAGUAUGAUGGCGGACUUUUGUUACACCAAUCCCACGAUCGUGCCUGGCGAACUGCUCUCUCGUCGUGGCUUCUCCAUGUACAGCGGGGCCGACAACUUCGACGAGGAUUUCGGCAAGAACAAAAUCCCUUACGGAACUUAUCAUGAGGCACGGUCGAAAUUCUGACCGAAAAUUCGAAUCUGAGAUGAUCGAUCUCGUAGCGCAGUUUACCUGAGCCAAUUAAUCAAUCGUUAAGUCAAGUAGACAAUGUAAGAUAUUGAGUUUAAUUUAUUAGCUAGAAAGUCCAUUAUUAUUAAUAGUAUUGUUUACUCCUUGAUGUAUAAUAUUUCUCUGUGUAGCGUAUUGCGCAAUGUAUACGAUGCAGCGUCCAAGAUUAGUUUUUCUUAUUGACUUCAUGCAGAUAUUACAUGUAUAUGUCGCCCGAGUAUCGAAUAUUUUCACAGCCUUUCGCUGCGGCGUGAAAUAACGUUUAAAAUCUCACAGAGUUCGAUCGAUGUGUAAUGUUUGAUUAAACAUUGAGAAAAAUCAAAGUGCCACUUUAUCAGAGACAAUUUUCAAUUGCGUUAACUUCGAUUUCUGUGUAACGCCGUCAAGUAUCAUUGAAAUUAUUGAAAUGAAGAUUAGUAGACAUUUCGAAGAACAAUAUAGAAACGGCGAGGUGACUCGAGAAUUAGAUCAUUUGUUUUUCAUAUACAUAUUACGAGGGCCAUCCGAAGAGGCUUCGGAAUAAAGUACAAAUGGUAUUCGCGCGACGAAUGUUAAAUGGGAAGUUCCAACCUUUCGAUGAACACUUGUAAAAUUGAGCAAACUCGUUCCACAAAAUAGUGCAGUUUUUUUAGGUCUUUGAACAAGCAUAUCCGCCUUAAAAAAAACUCUACAGCGCAUACUGAGCCAAGUAUUUUGUGAAGAAGGGCUUAUCGGCAAAAGAUAUACUGAUAUGCAAAAUAAACUCUUAAAUAGGUCCUUUCUCGCGAGAUUUCAUCACGUAGAUGUGCUCGUUCAAAGAUCUAUACAAAAAUGAACUAUUUUCUGGGACGAGUUGGAACUUUACGUGUUGUUCAUAGAAAGAUUGGAGUUUUCCAUUUAAUGAUGUAUGAUGUCUUGCGCGAGUGCCACUUGUAUGUACUUCAUCCUGAGAACUUUUUAAACGGCCCUUGUAUUAUUAAGGCUGCGUUUUCAUCGCUGUCUGUUUUAUCGGCCACUCCAUUCGCCUAUAAUGCUGAGAGCUCGCCCGGGAACGUUCAGAUGUCUCCGCGCGCGUUUCACGCCGCAGAGAAAAUAUACACGGUGCUCCGAAGUAAUCGCAUUUCUUUCUGCAAGACUGGGAAAAAUUCGAGAUGCAUAACCCCUUAUGCAUUUAAAACGCGCGAUAUUUUUCAACAACAAACGGGAGGGCGGUAAUGCUAGGCUUUGUGAAAUAUACUAGUCGAUUCAAUACUUUUUCAUAGAUCCCAUAAUUAUCUGUGAGAAUACAGUCGAUGUAUACAUAGACCAUGAUGCAAUUGAAAUAAUAUACAAUACCAAAGAUGCGAUGAUGUGACCAUGCCAAAUUAAUAAAUACAUCACGUAAACUGGAAAAUAAUUAAUUGCCUGUGAGACGUAAAUAAAAUUAGCACUUUAGCCUAGGAUUUGAGUUAGUGUUCAUAGUAACUGAGAAUAUUUAGCUUAACACUUACAUCUGAUAUUUAUUUAAAGCAUAAUAGUAGAUCAAGUAAAUAUAAAACUAGCGCUCCUGAGUAAAUUAAGCUUAACGAAGUCUGAACCAAUUAAAUUAUUAAUUUAAUUAAAAUCCUGAACAGAAACAGAUGUUUUAUCUACGAAACGGUUACAUGUACACGCUAGUACGUAAUGUAAUCAUAAUUGAUUAUUUUCCAGUAUACCUGUCGAACACACACUUCCGUGUUGUGUAUCAUUUAUUAGGGUGUAUAUUAAUUUCAAUAUAUAUUUUUGCCAUACUGUAUGAUUAAAA